UUCCCUGCAGGUUUCAGCCAUGUGGCUCUACCUGGCUGCCCUGCUGGGGCUUUACUUCCUUCGCCGAUGGUACCAGGAGAGACAGACGGUGGAGAACCUGACGGAGAAAUAUGUCUUCAUUACCGGCUGUUCCGCUGGCCUUGGGAACCACCUUGCCAGGCAUCUGGAUGCCCGGGGUCUGCGGGUGUUGGCAACCUGUACCACCCAGAAGGGGGCAGAGCAGCUGGACAAGGUCACCUCAGAGCGCUUGAAAACCACCGUUCUGGAUGUCACCAGUAAGGAGAGUGUGGCGGCAGCGACAGAGUGGGUGAAAGAACAAGUGGGGAACAAAGGGCUCUGGGGUUUGGUGAACAAUGCAGCCAUUGCUGCCCCAUCAGCUCCCAGUGAGUGGCUGACCAAAGAUGGCGUUGCAAAGAUGAUCGGUGUCAACUUUCUUGGGAUGAUUGACAUGACGCUACACAUGCUGCCCCUGGUGAGAAGAGCCAGAGGGAGGGUGGUCAACAUGUCCAGUAUAAUGGGACGAUUGGCAUGCUUUGCAGUACCCUAUACCGCAUCCAAGUACAGCGUGGAAGCCUUCUCUGACGUCCUGAGGCGAGAGAUGCAUCCUUUCGGGGUCCGAGUCAGCAUUAUUGAACCCGGUUCUUUCAAAACACCCAUGCAGUCAAAGACGGUAGAGAGCUACAAGAAUGCAUGGAGCCAAGUCCCUUCUGACAUCAAGGAAGCCUAUGGGCAGCGCUACUUUGAGCGCAGUCUCAAAUUAUUAAAAUUCUGUCACUUCACCGGCAGCAGCAACUUUCAACCGGUCACGGACUCUAUAGAACAUGCCCUGACCUCCUGCUCCCCUCGCAUCCGCUACUGUCCAGGAUGGGAUGCCAAACUCUUCUACGUUCCUCUCUCUUACUUGCCAGACUCCAUUCUUGACUUCGUGUGGAGAUGCAUUUGGCCCAAACCAGCACAAGCCGUGUAGAAUAUUCUGAAGAAACAUGUCAGUUCUCCAAAUGAACCAAGGAAGUCUUUGCACUAUUAACGAUGUUCUGUUGUUUCUCUUUUCUGAAGUUCUAAACCAGUGGUUCUGAUACUUUUCUUCCCACGGACCACUU
Molecule: messenger RNA, 1100 nt
Organism: Podarcis muralis (Common wall lizard)
Lineage: Eukaryota; Metazoa; Chordata; Lepidosauria; Squamata; Lacertidae
Source: RefSeq, a predicted model, not a curated record